Molecule: messenger RNA, 555 nt
Organism: Prorocentrum cordatum
Lineage: Eukaryota; Dinophyceae; Prorocentrales; Prorocentraceae
Source: the annotation of a GenBank genome assembly
AUGCCAGGGUUCCGCGCGGACGCGCCGACAGGGACGGGAGGCCUCCGAGCGGGGGACCGGGUGGCCGUGCGCGGCCUUCUAGCCCGCCCAGACCUCAACGGGGCAACCGGCAGGCUGCACGGGUGGAACGUCGAGACGAGCAGGUGGAACGUGGUCACCGACGCCGGCCUGGGCCUGAGCCUCUCCGCGCUGCACCUGGAGGCGUGCGGCGGCGGGGCCGCCGGAGGGCCCGGAGGCGGAGCGGCUCGCGGCCGCGAGGCCGACGGUGGGGCUCCCGCUGGGGCUCCUGUCCCGGCCUCGGCUCCGAGUUGUCCAGGCCUACGCGAGCGGUUCCAUGGCUUCAUCUGGCCCUCAUCAUCCACCGCGGCGAGCGUCUCUGCGUUCCUGGAGAGGCCGCCGCGGCGUGCCGGAGCGAAGGCGCGGUUGGCAGCGGGGCCUCGGGAGGUAGCGCGGGGCAUGCGGCCAGAUCGCAGGCAGAGUGCGCGGAGAGCGGCGAUGGGCUCUUGGCGGGGCAUGGAGGGAAGGGCGAGCUGCAUUGCUACCUGGCGGAUGUGA